UCCUGGAGGAGGUAAUUCCCUGCUUGCCCUGGAUCCCAGGUGCCCAAUCCCAUCCCUUUCCCAUCCUGGAGAAGGUAAUUCCCUGCUUGCCCUGGAUCCCAGGUGCCCAAUCCCAUCCCUUUCCCAUCCUGGAGAAGGUAAUUCCCUGCUUGCCCUGGAUCCCAGGUGCCCAAUCCCAUUCCUUUCCCAUCCUGGAGAAGGUAAUUCCCUGCUUGCCCUGGAUCCUAGGUGCCCAUUCCCAUCCUGGUCCCAUCCUGGAGGUUUGGGGGUGCAAGAGGCUCUGGCACAGGCACCAUUCCUGGGCUCUGGGAAGUUCUCUGGGCAGAGGGAAGCUCCUGCCUCUCAGAUUCCAGGAUUGUCCCACAAAGCGGGGCUUUGAGGAGGAAUUUCAUCCAGGAAAAGGGGUCUGGCUGUGGGGAAUCCCCAGGGACAGGUGACAAGUCUGAGCUCCACCUCCGGAGUGUCUGUGUCCCAGUAUGGGGUGUGACAGCCAUGUUCCUGUCCCCAUCCCAUUCCCUGUCAUUCCCUGCCCUCCCAGGGCAGGGAACGUGGUCAUGGAUCACUGAGGGGUGCCCAGUCUCCCCCGUGGCUCCUUGUUCCCCACCCACUGCCUCCCCUGAUGCCCCUUUCCCCCUCCACAGGACCAUGCCCUGGAGCAAUUUCCCCAUGGAAAAAGGACACUUAUUCCGGCUGCCCUCAGCUCUCAACAGGACGAAUUCCGACUCGGCGCUGCACACGAGCGUGAUGAACCCCGCGCCCCAGGACGCCUACCUGGGCCCCUCCCAGGCCGGGCCCCCCCCUGGACGCCGAGCUGGUUUCCUGGAUGGGGACUCGGACAGCAAAGUGUUUCUUUUCCAAGUGCCUCCCAUCGAAGAGAACUUCGAUGACAACAAGCACUCGCUGAAGCCCUGGGACACCAAGAAGCUCUCGUCCUCCUCGGCCCGGCCACGCUCCUGCGAGGUCCCGGGAAUCCACAUAUUCCCAUCCCCGGAUCAACCUGCCAACGUGCCCCUCAUGCCCUCGGCCCUCAACACGGGGGGGUCCCUGCCUGACCUGACCACGCUGCACUUCCCGUCCCCCCUGCCCACCCCCCUGGACCCUGAGGAGGCCCCGUACCCCCCCCUGAGCGGGGGCAGCAGCACCUCCAACCUGGCCACCACCAUGACCCACCUGGGCAUCAGUGGCACCGGCGGCGUCGGGCUGGGCUACGACCCCCCAGGACUCCCCUCACCUCUGCAGAGCUCCCUGAGUAACCCGUCCCUGCAGUCCUCCCUGAGCAAUCCCAACCUCCAGGCCUCCCUGCGCAGCCCCUCGCUCCAGGCCUCCCUCAGCAACCCCUCGCUCCAAUCCUCCCACAGCAGCUCCUCCAUCCCCUCCUCUCUCUCCAACCAGUCCCUGCCUUCCUCCCUGUCCUCCUCGCUCUCCAACCCCUCGCUGCCCACGUCCCCCCGCAGCCAGCCCCUCCAGUCCUCGCCCAGCAACCCCAGCCUGCCCUCGGGGCUGGGCGGCUCCUUCGCGGCCACCUCGCCCCGCCGGCGCGUCCCGCUCAGCCCCCUGUCCCUGCCCGUGGCCGGCGACUGCAGACGGCAGCACCCCAAACAGUUCUCACCAACAAUGUCACCCACAUUGUCCUCCAUCACCCAGGGCGUCCCCCUGGACACCAGCAAGCUGCCGGCGGAGCAGCGGCUCCCGCCGUACCCCUACGGCCAGCCGGGAAUGCUGCUGGGCUCCCAGCCCCCCCCGCGGGCCCCCGCGCCCCCCCCGCGCCCCUACAACCCCCCCUACGCCCCCGGCACCCCCCUGGGGCAGCCCCUGGCACAGCCCCCCGGCGACUUCGGCCUGGGCAGCCUGGAGCAGUUCGGGAUCGGGGAGAGCCCCCCUGGGAACAGCGGAGGGUUCCCCGAGGAGUUGGGGGCCCUGAGUUACCCCCCGAGCGAGGGGGGCUACGACCCCCCCGGCCUGAACCGCCCAAACCUGAGCAACUGCAGCCGCCACGGCCCCAUCCCCAACAUCAUCUUCACAGGCGACUCCCCCCCCGGGCUGUCCAAGGAGAUCGCCACGGCGCUGGCGGGGGUCCCGGGCUUCGAGGUGGAGGGGGGGUCCCUGGGGGGGCUGGGGGGGCUGGAGGAGGAGCUGCGCAUCGAGCCCCUGACGCUGGACGGGCUGAGCAUGCUGAGCGACCCCUGCGCGCUGCUCACCGACCCCGCUGUCGAGGACUCCUUCCGCUCCGACCGCCUCCAGUGAGCCCGGGGGGGCCCCGGCCCCGCGCCCCCCCCGCCAUCCCCGCCCCCGGGGCCGUCCCCCGGCCCCGCCGCCCGCUGCGCUCCCGCUGAAACGCCGGGAAAGCUCCGGGAGAGCUCCGGGAGAGCUCCGGGAGAGGCGGGAACGGGCAUCCCAAACCCGGCUGGAGGGAGCUGCCACUGCCCCCAGCGAGCCCCCCCAGGCCCGCAAAAAUGGGUAGGGGGCUCUGUCCGGACCCUCCAAACUUGCUGUCAAGGGCUCCCAUCCGCUGAGCUCG
Molecule: messenger RNA, 2518 nt
Organism: Serinus canaria (Common canary)
Lineage: Eukaryota; Metazoa; Chordata; Aves; Passeriformes; Fringillidae
Gene: CRTC2
Product: CREB regulated transcription coactivator 2
Exons: 10
Coding region: 646-2244 (532 amino acids)
Biological process (GO): positive regulation of transcription by RNA polymerase II
Cellular component (GO): cytoplasm; nucleus
Molecular function (GO): cAMP response element binding protein binding
Source: RefSeq, a predicted model, not a curated record